This is a messenger RNA of Trichoderma reesei QM6a, 4882 nucleotides long. RefSeq lists its product as uncharacterized. Bases 1 to 4821 code for a protein of 1606 amino acids. The transcript has 4 exons. The record is from RefSeq and is a predicted model, not a curated record. NCBI's taxonomy places the organism in Eukaryota, Fungi, Ascomycota, Sordariomycetes, Hypocreales, Hypocreaceae.
AUGCCAGCCACUCCCCAGCAGUAUCUGGAGUGGUGGCUCACCACGGGCCUUGGAGCCCUCAAAGAACUUGUAGACAAGGAGACGGUUGGAUGUAGUCCUCAGCACGUCGGCUUCGAGGCCAUCAUUCAACGCAGACAGCGAGGCUUUGACAACGAUGCCAAGCUUCUGGAGGCUCUCCGACAGUAUGUGGACAGGCUUGCCUCGCGCCAGGCCCCCGAGGCUUCUUGCAAUCCUCGCAACAAGUUGAGGGAACUCAGCCUGAACACGUUCAAGAGACCAGAGGACGGUGGCCUGGAUCUUGACAGGGUCUUGGAAGGCCUCGCUGACCUCAACGUCGUUGAGCUUCGCCGGCGCCGACUGGUCGCUGAUACCCCCUUGACUUUCAAACCCGGCCAUCCCGCCCAUUCGUCCGCGGCGAUGAUCCAGGAGCUCAAUAAGAAGACGACGGAAAAAUUCUGCACCAUUUUCAUGGGUUUCAGAGCAUCUACGGUUGUCCUGGAGAUACAACAUUCAGAAGCCACCAGAAAGCCUCCGGUGGAAAUCAUGGCAGUCGUCAAUGCCGUCUUCCCUGCUCAGGACUUACUGAUGGACUCGGGAGACGUGAGCCUUGUCCCAUACACUGAUACUCUGCUCGACUGCAUCCGAUUUACAAUCCUUCUCCAUCUUAUGGGGGAUAACCCGUCGGCCGAGAAGCAGCAGGCCUUCAUCCAAGAGAAGCUGUUCAUCUGGUGCGGCUUGCCUAGGUAUGAAGUUGCAUACAAGGCAUUCACUCAGUAUAUUGAGGAGUUCAAGACGAUCGAGACGCUGUGCUUCAAUGUUCUGAAGCUGGCGGAAGCACCAACAUCUCGCCGGAAAUCAGCAUCUCGUCGCCCAUCCUUCACCCCGAACUCUGUCGUCAUGGUGAAAUCCAUCCUCAAAGGCUCUCCUCAGAGCCCCCGCGAAGUGGCAGAGCUCGCUGGUGCUCAAAGGCCCAUCUCGCCAGAGUUUGUGGCGUCCGCUCCCCCUGUUCCCAACCCUCUCCUGAAGGGCCUCCCAGGGCGAGAGUAUGAUGCCGGUGACGAGACUGUUGUCAAAGGAGAAAGAGUUUCGGCCAAGACGUUCGACCCUGCCAAGAAGCUGAAGAAGACGUCUCUUCCCCUGAAGCAAAAGGCGCCGUCACCCAAGCAAAAGCCGUUGUCCACGAGACAGAGGCUAUUGCAAUCGAGGCAGAGGAGGAGCAGAAAGGUUGAAGACGACAUUCCUCCGGUCCCUCCGACUCCCGAGAUUCCCGCGUCGAUGAGGGCAACCAUCACAAGGAGCGGCUUCAAGCUUCUGCAGCGAAUGCGAUCGCAGCCAGAGUUGCAGUCUGGUGAACCGAGCAGCUCAAAGGUUUCGCAGCUUGCCACCGUCAUGGCUAGUAACAAGGCCAGGUCGAGCGCAAAACUGGUGAAGCAGCCCGCCCAGGUUCCUGCUCGACCCCCAACUCGUCCCAAAGCCUCCUACGGCCAACUUCGAGACAGCUUCAGUCUCCGCACGUCGUCCCUGCCCGAAGCAGUUCGAAACAGCCAACAGACUCUCUACAGUCAACGUGCCGCUUCGACGCAAUCAGUUGAUAGACCAACCACCACCAGAAGGCCGGAGAGUUAUGCUAGCCAAGAACAAGGCCGCCCUUCCUCGCUGCCAAAGGUUGACGUCAAGUAUAGCAUGCGCGAACCACGUCUUUCUACCAUGGAAUACGCACGACUAUAUUUCGUCGAACAAGCCAAUGCCAAGAAGGAGAAGCGGGAAUGCGAGCUACCUCCGCCUAAGAAAGCCUGGCUCUGGGGUCAGAAUUGGGAGAACUUCCUCGUGUUGCCCAAGAUUCCGUCAACUAUCCGACGCCGAUUCUCUCUCAGCAACAAUGACGAGAAUAAGAAGACGGUCAACCUGGAGCCUCUCAAUAAAGGGAACGAGUCAGAUGCCGAAUCGGUCGAGACUGUCAAGGGCAUGACGGGGGUGCCUGCGAGACCACCUCGGCUCUCCCUGAACCUUGACACCAUGGCUUCGGGCCUCACGACCAUGAUGGAUGUGCCGUCUUCGGGGUCCCAUCAGGCAUCACAAGUUUUGUUUCAAAACAAAAUUCAUGAUGAGGUGAAGCAGACCUCGGGCGAGCAAAGUUCGGCUCAGGGCCCUGCGGCUGCAGUCAACAUGAAGGGGAUCAAGGCAUCAACGAUCGGACAUGUUCGGACUCUACCUCAUGCCUCGACCGUGUCAUCCAUCUCCUCCAACGACAGAGAAGAGGACGAUCUCUACACUGACGAUCGACAUCUCUGGCCCUCACCGAUGAGCCAACGCGAGGCCCGACGUGCUUCGGUUUCGCUGGUAUCCGAGGAGCCCUCCACGGCCGUUCAUGAGAUCGACCAGAAUGCUGAGAAUACCGCACCACAGCCCAAGGAGGAUGCCGCCGAUGCCUCAUCUGUCUACUCGGACGAGAGUUCAAAGACUACCCUCUUUGUUGGCGAUGCUACCAAGGGUAGGGGAGAUACCCCCCGAACACCAGCGAGACCUCGUCGCCCUGCGAAGCUCACAACCCCUGACGACGAAUCUCCUGUCCGACCUGGUAUUCCGUUCAGUUACAGCUGCGCAUCGUUCAACUCCCUAUCGUCAGAUCGCUCUCCGCUAACCCACUUCCCGAUUGCGGCCGAACAAAGGUCGAGAGCCACAACACAGGAUAUGGUGCAAGGCAUUCUCACACAGUCAGGGGGCCGCCUCCACGUCGAGGACGCUCGCCAAGUGCAGGUGGUUGAAAGCAAGCAUGACGCUGCGCUGAAAGCUUCGUCUGCCGAUAUCUGGCAUACUGAUGGGUACAUGGAACCUGAGCUCCAGCCCGCUCCCCUGAAUCUAUCGAAGAAGCCUUCGACGGCAACGAAGCCGAAGCAUAGUGUAUCGGAUAAGCCAGCGAGGACCAAGCUGAAUGCGAAUGCAGUGAAGAAACCUCAGCCGUCCAAGAACACGACAAAGCUCACCAACCCGAUCAAGAAUACCGCGCCUCCUCAGUAUUCCGAGAGAAUCAGGUCAUAUGAGUCGGGCUUCGUGCCCCUUCCUGGAUCACUCCUAUACGAGGCUGACAAGAACACGGACAUCAUCAGGAUUCCGCGGAGUCUGUCGAGUAGCUCCAACUCCAGUAGCUCUGUGUCGGCCGUCAUCACACCGUCCAAGCCUGGCCCGGCCAAGGGAACGACUUACCCAGCUGAGCGACCUGAGCGACCUGAGCGACCUACUCACGAGCCAAGGCCUACGCCUCCCGUGAAUCGGAUGUACGAUGCAGUCGCAGCGAACAACCUCUCCCAGCUCCAAUUUGAAUCCCAGCGUCAACCGCAGUCCCAGACGGGUAAACACUCUCCCACCCUGAGUGAUCUGGACGAGUUCUUUGGAGUUGGAAAGUAUGAAAAGGCAUUCCUCGAGAAGCACCCAGAGGCGGCGAAACCGUUUGUCCUUCCUCCCAAAGUGCUGGACACAGUAGAGUCGCCCGUCUUUACCACGCCAACGCUCCGUCGACGAGAUAUAAGUAUCCAGCAGCACCGAGAGAUGCCACAGCAGCAUACAGCGGAAAGGGUGAUGGAAAGAAAGCCAGUCAUCUCUACAAACGUCAGCAGCUUUGCGCUACACAGGGCUCAGGGCAACAAGGCGACUAUCCUGCCAGUCAUUGAAGGCAGAAGCCGUGCUAACGCGACCACAGCCGAGGAGCGUGACACGGGCUCGAAGCAAAAUGACGACUACGAGGAUAGCAUAUCCGAGGAACAUGUACCGCAGCACAGCCACCCGGAGGAUUCUCAUCGCUUCUCUUCACAGCGUUAUGAUAUCAGCACUCGUCGCCCGUCGACCGCUCAUGCUCGACCCAGCACCUUCUUUGAUCGACAUGUGCCGUUACCACCCCCGGCGCCUGUCGCGUCUGAGAGCAAGAAACUCACCAACACGCCGGCCACAACACUGGGGAGUCUAUUCCGAAGACGCAAUCGCAAUCGUACGGAGCCUCAGGAGCCACAACAGCCUCAACAGCCUCAGUUACAGCCUCGACCACAGCCAGCAGUGCAAAUUCCCCAACAAGCCCCCAUCACGCCGACCAUUCUGACUACGCCCAGACAGCCAGUUCAUCAGCCCAUCGGUCAGUGGCAGCCCUUCAGAGAGGAGCGAAGCCCAUUCACCGGUUCUGCAACACGGAGCUCGGGUGACGAGCAGAGCCCGUAUGAACGACAGCGCAUCAAGUACUUCCGCGAGCAGACAGCCCGCGCCCUGACUGGCGAGAUCGAUCCGCCCAGACCACCGGCUCGUCCAAUGGGCGCAUCUCCCUGGGCCACCGUCGGCUUCGAAGCCGGAAGAAGGGCACAUGGACAGCGCACGAUGAAUAACAAUACCUGGGCAUCUGAUGGCCGUCGAGGCACUCCAAACAUGUCUGGAAGACAGAUCAGCAAUCCCGUCAGUACUCGGAUGGGCAUGACCAACGAUUGGGUCAAUCAGGGUCUGCCAUCCCCAGCUCCCACGACUCCUUUGCCGCCGGUGCCCCCUCGCCCAUCUGGGAGUGGGAGGCAGAUUCCCGGCACGCGAUCGGCACCUCGUCCAUACGCAAGCGCUGCUGCUCCUGCUCCUGCUCCUGCGCCUGCAGGCACUUUGAGUGGCCCUGUGACUGGUGCCAGAUACGCCCCGUCCCAACCGGCACAGGGAGGUCAGGCAACCUCUCACAGGAACCGAAACCCGCUGGGGCUUCGAGUCGAGACGACCGCUUGGAAGCUCCGGAAGGCCAGCAAGGAGGUUCUCCGGUCGGGCCGCAAUGUCAGUGGCCAGCACGAUGGCGGCAGCAAGUAGCCCGUCAUGUUCAGACGUAGUGGCUGUCCAUUAGUCAAGAUGGUUGUGACCAACAGCCAGG